Molecule: messenger RNA, 1398 nt
Organism: Myzus persicae (green peach aphid)
Lineage: Eukaryota; Metazoa; Arthropoda; Insecta; Hemiptera; Aphididae
Product: glyoxylate reductase/hydroxypyruvate reductase-like
Exons: 8
Coding region: 314-1300 (328 amino acids)
Cellular component (GO): cytosol
Molecular function (GO): hydroxypyruvate reductase (NADH) activity; hydroxypyruvate reductase [NAD(P)H] activity; NAD binding
Source: RefSeq, a predicted model, not a curated record
AUUUAAACCUUAAUCAUUUCGUGUAUGUUACCCAUAUCGGCCAUAUCACAUUAUCACUGCAAUCCAAUGCAUUUAGACAAGUAUACUGAUCAGAAGUGUUGUUUUUUACGCGUUUAAAAAUUAAAUCCAUUCGAAGUAGACAGAAGUUAUUUGUUUUUCCAAAUAUCUAUCCAUAGGCCAUAUUAUCCAAUCAUUUUUACCGACGGUGCGGUAACCUGACGACACGAACAGCAACCGAUUCACGGUUGUAUACCAUUUUGCUAUAAAUAAGUGUCAAAACCUUUGGAGUAUAAAAACAAGUUUUUAGUACUCAAUGAUGUCAUCAAAACCAAAGGUGCUGGUAGUACGUGAUGGUUUUGCAAAAAAAGCCAUCGAUUUGUUACGUACAAGGUGUGAAGUGGAAGUGGCCAAAUGCAGUAACAAGGAUGGAGUGAUAACAACUCAAGAUAUUGUAGAUUGUGCACCGGGCAAGUUUUCCAUUUUCUGUUAUCCUAGGGUUCCAAUAACCGAACAGGUCCUAAAAGCAGCAGGACCCAGUCUUAAAGUGGUCGGUACAACGUCGGUGGGAUACGAUCACGUUGAUUUGAUAUCCAUGAAAAAAUAUGGUGUACGUUUGGGAAAUACUCCGGGUAUUCUGACGGAAACAGUAGCGGAAAUCGCUGUGGGCCUCAUCAUAGCCACCACCAGAAGGUUUUUCGAAGCGAACCGCGCAGUUAAAACAGGUGGAUGGCAAGAAUGGGUUCCCGGGUGGAUGUGUGGUAGGAGCUUAAAAGGCUCGGUCGUGGGCAUCUUAGGUUGUGGCAGCAUCGGCACGUCGAUUGCAGAGAAAUUAAUACAUUUCAAACUGUCCCAACUUUUGUACACCAGUAGAAGUGAAAAACCGGCCGUCAAAGCCCUUGGUGGACAAUUGGUUACUGUGGACGAGUUGAUGGAGCGUAGCGAUUUCGUCGUGGUUGCCGCUGCCUUGAAUGAAGAGACGAAAUUCAUUGUCAGCAGAGAACGAAUCGCCACCAUGAAGUCCAAUGCCAUAUUGGUGAACAUAGGUCGUGGACAGUUGGUUGAUCAAGACGCUCUGGUCGAAGCUCUCAGGGAGAAGAGAAUCCGAGGCGCUGGACUGGACGUAAUGACUCCUGAACCACUGCCAUUGAAUCAUCCACUGAAUGGUCUUGAUAAUGUUUUGCUCCUGCCACACAUCGGCACAUCCACCUCUGAGAUGGAGGAAGAGAUGGCUGUGAUGACCGCCCAGAACAUAUUGGCUGUAUUGGAUGGUAGCCCUAUGCCCAACGAAGUGAUUUUUUAACGUGAUAGCUGUCGUCCGCAACUGUAUGUGCAAGGCAAAAUCAUGUCAUUGAUUAAAACAUUUCAAAAUUACAAAAUAAAAAUACAAUUUAUGAGUUA